CCCUCACACGUGUCGCCCUACCAGGUUCUCUCUCUCUCUCUCCAAACCCCUUCCCCUUCCCUCUCUUAUUUUAUCCCCAUCCCCUCUUCCCUUGCUCCCCUCUUUUCCUCUAUCUCACAUGGAAUCCACAGACCCAUAUCCCCAACUCGACCGAGUCGACUCACUCGCCGCCGACCUCGAACUCGCCUCCGCCAGCUCCACCAGCCUCUCCUCCAUACUCAGCGCCGACGACUCCAGAAGCCCCACCAGCAGCUCCGGCGAGUUCUCCAGGACCACCACCAGCAGCUCCGGCGAGAUUCCGGCGUUUCUGCCCCCUUCCGGGGAGGAGAUAAGACCCCCGGCGGCGGUGGUGGUUAGGCCGAAGUGCGUUGGGAGGAACAAUAAGGGAGUGACGUGGGGGUUCACUUCGGUGAUUGGGAGGAGGAGAGAGAUGGAGGACGCGGUGGCUGUUAUUCCCGGGUUUAUGGCUCGCACGUGCGAUCACGUGGGAGGUUGUACGGCUCCCGGUUCGAGAACCUCCUCCGAGAUCUCCCCCGUCCAUUUCUUCGGCGUCUACGACGGCCAUGGCGGCAGUCAGGUGGCUAAAUAUUGUGCUGAGAGAAUGCAUGAAGUCAUAGCACAAGAGUGGGAUCGGGAGACGGUUGAUGGCUGUGAAUGGCAAAGGAGGUGGGAGACUACUUUCUUAGUUGGGUUCGAGAAGGCUGACAGUGAGGUCCUCACAGAGGCAGUUGCGCCUGAGAUGGUUGGAUCAACUGCAGUUGUAGUUGUCCUAUCUGGUUGUCAGAUCAUCACAUCGAACUGUGGUGACUCUAGGGCAGUUCUUUGCCGAGGGACAGAAACAAUCCCAUUAACUGUUGAUCAGAAGCCUGAUAGAGAAGACGAACUCACGAGAAUUGAAGGAGAGGGAGGGAAAGUCAUAAACUGGAAUGGCGCAAGGGUGCUUGGAGUUCUUGCCAUGUCGAGAGCUAUAGGUGAUCGAUAUCUAAGGCCUUGGAUAAUUCCAGUUCCUGAGAUUACAUUCACAGCGAGGACUGAUGAGGAUGAGUGUUUGAUUUUGGCAAGUGAUGGACUGUGGGAUGUAAUGACUAAUGAAGAGGUUGGGGAGGUGGCUAGACAUAUUUUAAGAAGGCGGCGAAGGUCCAUGUCUUCUAGUACUGAUGAUAUUUCUGCAGCACAAGCUGUUGCUGAUCAUCUGACUGAAAUUGCAUAUGGAAGAAAUAGUUCCGACAACAUAUCCAUUAUAGUUGUUGAUCUCAAAACGAAAAGAAAACGUCAGCCAAGGCAAUGAAGGGUGAGUGCAGUAACAAGGCUAUAAUCCAGUUCUAUUCUCACACCUUUUGAAAUUCAGAGGUGAGGCAGGAAGAUUUACUGCCAAAUGAUUUGAUCAGAAUCAGUAGUCCACCUUCAGCCUUCAGCUACCGUUAUCUGACAUGUACAGACUACAGAGCUGACUCGAUCAAUCUCUUCCAACUGUAACAACUGGAAACCAGUUUGUUACUAUGAAACACUAGAUCAAUCCUCAUUUUUAGUUGGCUUGGUCGAGAAAAGAGUAAGAGAUCACUAAGCAAACAGUAAAUUGUUUGAUAAUAUUUGCUUGAGGAUGAAGUAAAGAGAAGAAAGUAAAGCAGGGUUUUCUUUUUCCCUUUAUUUUUCCAACACUUAUGUUCUGAAAUGCGACAGGGAAUGCAGAUAUCUGGUGGAAUGUUUCUGAAGUCAGCACUUUGGACCGUGGUAGCUUCAGUAGUGUGUGCGCCUUCCUAAGUUCAGUUUCACUACAAUGGAUGUUGUAUCCUAGUAAUUAUUUGUUUUUCAAGAAAAUGUCACUUUGCUUUGCAUCAAAGAUUCAAAGGGCUGAAGGAUUAAUGGAAUUCUUCUAGAUGUGCUUCAAAUUAUACUAAUUUUGUUUUUCUUA
Molecule: messenger RNA, 1912 nt
Organism: Rosa rugosa (rugosa rose)
Lineage: Eukaryota; Viridiplantae; Streptophyta; Magnoliopsida; Rosales; Rosaceae
Product: probable protein phosphatase 2C 6
Exons: 4
Coding region: 119-1288 (389 amino acids)
Biological process (GO): protein dephosphorylation
Molecular function (GO): protein serine/threonine phosphatase activity; cation binding
Source: RefSeq, a predicted model, not a curated record